UCUUGCCUGCCGUCGCCGGCGCUGCUCUCUCCGAAGCCAUGGCGCUGCGCCUGGGCCGGCUGCUGCAGAGCGCGGCCGGGCGGCUGCUUCCGGGGCUCGGCGACGGGACUCCCGGCCUGGGGCGUAAUCUUAGUCUCUCCCACACCCGGAACACGGUGAUCGUGGAGCGCUGGUGGAAGGUCCCGCUGGCCGCCGAGGGCCGGAACCCGCGUCUGCGCCGGCGACACCAGGUGUACCGGCUGGUGGAGGACACCCAGCACCGCCCGAAGGAGACCAUGGAACUCAUUCUGACCCAGACCAUAGAGGACCUCGGGGUCCGAGGUGCUACUGUCUCAGUGAAGAAGUCAUUGGGUCGGAAUAAAUUGCUUCCUCAAGGUCUGGCUGUGUACCCAUCUCCAGAGAAUAAGAAGAUGUUUGAGGCAGAAAACCAGUUGCGGCAGGAAGGGAAGAUGGAGAAGCUCCAGACCAAGACUGGAGUGACGACAGUGAAAUUCCUCAAAAAAUGUCACCUGGAAGUAGGAAUGAAGAAUAAUGUCAAAUGGGAGCUGAAUCCUGAAAUUGUCUGCCGCCACUUUUUCAAAAAUCUUGGGGUAGUAGUAUCCCCACAUGCCCUAAAGCUACCUGAAGAACCGAUCACAAGAUGGGGCGAGUACUGGUGUGAGGUGACGGUGAAUGGGCUUGAUACGGUGAGGGUCCCCAUGUCUGUGGUGAACUUUGAGAGGCCCAAGACCAAGAGGUACAAGCGUUGGUUAGCCCGUCAAGCUGCCAAUAAAUGAUCUCCCACCAGUAAAGAACUUCUCUUUCUACUUGUGGCAACCACAUAUCCUCCAGGCCCUGCUCUGGAAUUAUUGGAGCAAAUCUUGCUUCUCUCCCUGUGACGUAGUUUGGGUCUGAGUGGCAAUCAAGAGAACACCACAUCAUGGAUGUUUUCCAGCACCUUUCACUGUCCAUAUACUGCCCUUACUCCAGAGCUGGUUGGGAAGCACAGGAGUCAGUAGAUGUAAUAAGGAUUUGAAUUGACCCUGAGGCAUCUUCCAAACAAUCAGACUGAGCUGCUCUAAAGGAAUAGACAUGGAAGUCCUAGGCAGCCUCCCCAGGAUCUCUCCAUUUUGGGGGGGGGGGAAUACUGCACAAAGCCACCACCUACAUUAUGAUCAUAAAUAAAGAGAUAUUGUGCUUUUUA
Molecule: messenger RNA, 1183 nt
Organism: Sarcophilus harrisii (Tasmanian devil)
Lineage: Eukaryota; Metazoa; Chordata; Mammalia; Dasyuromorphia; Dasyuridae
Gene: MRPL9
Product: mitochondrial ribosomal protein L9
Exons: 7
Coding region: 39-776 (245 amino acids)
Biological process (GO): translation
Cellular component (GO): mitochondrion; ribosome
Molecular function (GO): structural constituent of ribosome
Source: RefSeq, a predicted model, not a curated record